CGUUUCACUUCACCCUAUACUAUUUCCUGCAGAUUGCUUCCGUCUCCAACUCUCCGGCCAGGUUGACCGCGGCAGCAGAUUAGCACGCAACUUCCUAUCCUCCGGCGAUGGCGACGCAGGAUGACAAAGAUGCUGCUGCUCCCGCGGAGGAGGAGGGCCCCGCCGCGGCCGAGCCGUCGGCGCCUGCGGCGAGGGUGAAGGUGCUCUUCUUCGCCCGCGCGCGGGACCUGACGGGCGUGGCGGAGUCGUCGGUGGAGGUGCCGGCGGGAGGCACCGCGGGGGAAUGCCUCGCCCGGGUGCUGGCCAAGUUCCCCAAGCUGGAGGAGAUCCGCGGCUCCAUGGUGCUCGCGCUCAACGAGGAGUACGCGCCAGACUCCGCCAAGGUCGCCGACGGCGACGAGCUCGCCGUCAUACCGCCUAUCAGCGGCGGCUGAUGUUGCCACGAACGAGUUGGAGAGAGGAAAAAAAGAAACAAAGAAUAAAAGAAAAGAAAAGAAAGGUUCAUUUUGCUUCCAUUCUUGUUUCCCCCUAGACUCUGCAUGCUGGAUAAGCAAUCUCCUGUUCUUGGCGCACAUUUUGUUCUUAAGAACACGUUGAUAAAUGAUAGUUUGAUCUGAAAGAGUGCCGAAACGAAUGCCCGUACUCUGAUACAUGU
Molecule: messenger RNA, 655 nt
Organism: Panicum virgatum (switchgrass)
Lineage: Eukaryota; Viridiplantae; Streptophyta; Magnoliopsida; Poales; Poaceae
Product: molybdopterin synthase sulfur carrier subunit-like
Exons: 2
Coding region: 108-434 (108 amino acids)
Biological process (GO): Mo-molybdopterin cofactor biosynthetic process
Cellular component (GO): cytosol
Source: RefSeq, a predicted model, not a curated record